Hirsutella rhossiliensis is the source of this 1158-nucleotide messenger RNA. RefSeq lists its product as uncharacterized. The coding region runs from base 1 to 1158 and encodes 385 amino acids. The transcript has a single exon. The record is from RefSeq and is a predicted model, not a curated record. Lineage: Eukaryota; Fungi; Ascomycota; Sordariomycetes; Hypocreales; Ophiocordycipitaceae.
AUGGUCAUCAGCAUGACCUGCCCGCCGGAAUACGGGGCAUCGGCCGCCAGAUCAAGCUGCAAGCCCGCCAAGGCGACGGCGUGCCACAAGCUGCGGCCCUCGCAGUCACAGCUCCUCGAUCCCGACGAGCUGACGCGAAGAUUGUCCCUCUUGCUCGCCGAGCAAAACGGCCACGCUCCGAGCAAGAGGCGUACGAUAUUCGGCGCAGCGUGGCGGACGCCGCAGGUCGGCUUCGACGCGUCGGCCCCCUUGAACUCUGACCGAGGCGAGCACCAACGUCACCCAGCGUACAGACAUGGUAUCGGCGACGCACAGCAGGGGCGCCGGCUGCACAAGCACAAGCUCCACCUCACGAGCUCCAAGAAGUCGUCGGGCUGCAGUGACAACGGGGGCGAGCCAGUCCGCUCUUCCAGCUAUCGACAUGUUCCACAAGUGGCAGCCUCUCAGUUUGCCCGCACCACCACCGCCGACAGCACAGCCGGCAGGCAGCUCAUCCACAGGCUGUCCCAGAAAGCCAUCAAGUUCCAUCUGGACGGGCCCAACGCCAGCCGCGAGAUCGCCGCAGCCAGUCCCAACGUUGCGCCAUUCAAGCAGGCUCAAGCCCUCCGAAGGGUACAGAGCAUGCGCGAGCGCCAGUACGGACGCAACCAGUUCCACUACACACCCACCCUUGCAACCAUGACCGAGAUCGACGAACAGCGACCCCCUUGCCAUCACCGCCAUACCCUUGAGCCUUACUCGGGGCCGAGGUUAGAGGGCCAUGAGGGUCAGAAGGAUUCCGCAAAAAGGAGGAGGAGUACUGGCAACAUCCUUGGCAAACCAGACGCAUCGCCCAAGGGACCGUUUAUCAUGCCAGUUAGCCCGGCUGCUGCUGAGCGGCGGGGCAGUGGCGAUGCUCUCGACCCGUCUGAGCACCAUCCAGUAGACUGGACGCAGAGCGACGAGACAUGGGCCCAACCGACCGUUCUCGUGGCAUCGCCGCAACCUCUUCGGAAGCCCGAAUCGAAAUGGGAUCUCCGAGGUCGGCUCGGAAGCCUCACCAGGCAUGGCAGAGGCGAAAAGACUCCUUCCCCGCCCCAGGAGAGGAGAGUUUCACAGGACUCGCCAAAAUCCCCAAAAUCCCCUACAGGCGGCCUCUUUGCCCGCUUCAAACGUUAG